Molecule: messenger RNA, 153 nt
Organism: Dentiscutata heterogama
Lineage: Eukaryota; Fungi; Glomeromycota; Glomeromycetes; Diversisporales; Gigasporaceae
Source: the annotation of a GenBank genome assembly
GAAUUUUACCUCAACUUAAUCCAGAUGAGUAUGCAGACCAGCAAAGUCAAGCAAAUGGUUCACAAAAUGAAGUGAGAAAUUGGGAUCCGAUAUUUGUAACUACCCCAACAUUGUAUCCAGAAUAUCUACAUUGUAACCAACAAUUCUUUCAAG